UAAGGGUGCUGAAUGGACCAAAGGAGCUGAAUGAACCAAAGGUGCUGAAUGAACCAAAGGUGCUGAAUGAACCAAAGGUGCUGAAUGGACCAAAGGAGUAGCAACUAAUGAAGUGUAAUGACAUCACGUAUAUCCUUUGGAACCUAGCUAAAGGACUAACGUCAGAAUUGAAAAUAAAAGAAAAAAAAAAUGGAGCAACCUGAAGCAAUAAUCCUUUUGUUUUGUUUCAUAGAAUUCCUAACAAACAAAUAAGUUGCAAAAAUAUUACAUUCCACAAAAAAGGUAAAUGAUACCAAAUACCUACAUCACCCAACUAGGACUCUAUGAUUUGGUCAGACUGUGUUUUCACGAAUUAACAGUACCAAAAACCUCAAAAAGAAAGAAAAAAAAAUAACUCCACCGGCUGAAAUGGGGAGGUUAAGGCGCCAUACAACACCUAUAUCAUCGAAUUAACAGAGUAAGACAUCUUUUUAAAAAUUCAGGUCACGCACAAUGAGGCCGUCAAACUUAAAAUAAUAAAAAAAUCAUUGCUACUUGUGAUUUGGUAUAAAAGCAGCUCACCAGGAAUGAGUUAAGCAUAUUCAGUUCAUCACUGUAAGCAAUCACAAAACCAAAACAAACAAACAAAAUGGCCAAAUUCAUCAUUGUCAUCUUCGCUCUUAUUGCCUGUGCUGUUGCCAAGCCAGGUGUACUUGCUCCACUUGCUGCUGCUCCAGUUGUUGCUGCCCCUGCUCCAUUGGCCUACUCUGCCCCAUUAGCCUACUCCGCACCAUUGGCUUAUUCUGCCCCAUUGGCUUACGCCGCACCAUUGGCUUACAAUGCUGCUCCAUCAGCCGCCGAAGGAAGUAGCCGCAUCGAUAUUCAAAACAACUACGCUUACGCCGCACCUUUGAGAUAUGCUGCCCCAGCUGCUAUCGCUGCUCCUUUGAGAUAUGCUGCCGCUCCAGCUGCUAUUGCCGCUCCAUUGGCCUACUCUGCUCCUUUGGCUUAUACUGCACCAAUUGCUAAAGUUGCUGCACCAGUUCUUUUGUAAAUCUUCAAAAGAUUUUGGUUGCCGCCCCUUACCGAGAAAAUGACUGAUGAAAAAGAAUAA
This is a messenger RNA of Episyrphus balteatus (marmalade hoverfly), 1093 nucleotides long. Its product is annotated as cuticle protein 16.5-like. The transcript has 4 exons. The coding region runs from base 629 to 1033 and encodes 134 amino acids. The record is from RefSeq and is a predicted model, not a curated record. NCBI's taxonomy places the organism in Eukaryota, Metazoa, Arthropoda, Insecta, Diptera, Syrphidae.